Messenger RNA from Closterium sp. NIES-67, 596 nucleotides. The record is from the annotation of a GenBank genome assembly. NCBI's taxonomy places the organism in Eukaryota, Viridiplantae, Streptophyta, Zygnematophyceae, Desmidiales, Closteriaceae.
AGUCUAGCCCAUGUGGACAGAGCAGGGCAGGACGGGGCAGGACAGGGCAGGGCAGGACAGGGCAGGGCAGGACAGGGCAGGGCAGGGCAGGACAGGGCAGGGCAGGGCAGGGCAGGACAGGGCAGGGCAGGGCAGGGCAGGGCAGGACAGGGCAGGGCAGGACAGGACAGGGCAGGACAGGGCAGGACAGGACGGGACAGGACGGGGCAGGACAGGGCAGGGCAGGACGGGGCAGGACAGUGCAGGGCAGGGCAGGGCAGGGCAGGGCUGGGCAGGGCAGGGCGGGACAGGACACGGCAGGGCAGGACAGGGCAGGGCAGGGCAGGACAGGACAGGACGGGGCAGGACGGGGCAGGACAGGGCAGGGCAGGACAGGGCAGGGCAGGGCAGGACAGGGCAGGACAAGGCAGGGCAGGGCAGGGCAAAGCAGGGCAGGGCAUGGCAUGGAUGGGGGGGGGGGGGGGGGGGGGGGGGGGGGGGGGGGUUUGGGUUGGCGCGAGGAGGGGAGGAUGGGUGCGGGGCUGUGUGGUUCCAUGGGCUUUAAAACCCGCGGCCCAAAUUGUUCAUACGCACUGCGUAUGAACUGUGAGCCUCGG